AUGGGUGAUUUCAAUGAAGAACGAGUUAGCAAUAAUUACUUUGCAGAACAAAUUGAGGACAAGUGGAUUGUAGCUGCUGAAAAGUUAGAAAUCUUCAAGGACCCAAUUGAACUUGUUCGGGAGGACUUGGUAGGAAAACAGUUCUUGACAUUUGAAGAUGCAGAGUUCUUUAUCCACCAAUACUCAAACAUGAUCGGUUUCAGUCUAAGGAAAGGAAAAGUUAAAAGACAAUUUGGGGGUGCUAUAAAAUAUCGCCAGUGGGUGUGCUCUAAGGAAGGACAUCGUGAAUUGAAAUGGAUUAAAAACUUGAACCGCAAAAGAGAGUUGAGGGCUAUUACUAGGGUAGGUUGCAAGUUUCUAUUUAGAGUUUCCUUGAACAAGCAGGACGGGAAAUGGUAUUGCAAGGAAUUUCGUUCAACACACUCCCACCCCUUGGUCAUUGUCGGGCAUCAAAAAUUCAUUCGCUCGAACCGAAUAAUACCGGAUGGGAUGUUAAUGGAUGCCACUUAUAUGAAGAGUGCAGAGAUAAAAACAUGCCAAAUUUACUCUUAUAUGGCAGAAUUAGUUGGGGUUUAUGGGAAACUGUCUUUCCCACCUAAGGAUUUGUAUAAUCGAGUUGCAAAGAAUGAAUCAGCGCACUUAAAAAAUGCUGAUGCAGCAAGGGCUAUCGGCUAUUUCCAACAUAAGGCAGAUCAUGAUGUAGAUUUAGCUAUGAUGGCAAUAACCGCCUAUUGA
This is a messenger RNA of Cannabis sativa, 735 nucleotides long. Its product is annotated as protein FAR1-RELATED SEQUENCE 5-like. Lineage: Eukaryota; Viridiplantae; Streptophyta; Magnoliopsida; Rosales; Cannabaceae. The transcript has a single exon. Bases 1 to 735 code for a protein of 244 amino acids. The record is from RefSeq and is a predicted model, not a curated record.